This is a messenger RNA of Emericellopsis atlantica, 861 nucleotides long. RefSeq lists its product as uncharacterized. Lineage: Eukaryota; Fungi; Ascomycota; Sordariomycetes; Hypocreales; Bionectriaceae. The coding region runs from base 148 to 783 and encodes 211 amino acids. The record is from RefSeq and is a predicted model, not a curated record. The transcript has a single exon.
GGACGCCGGCCUUGGCGCGAGGACGAAGGAAGAGAGUGCCGCGCAGUGCGCAGUUCAACCACUUCAACUGCACGAGGCAGAUGCGAGAUUGCACUUGUGUCACGAACUAUUAUCAAGUUCGGCCAAGCUCCGUUCAUGGACUGAUUGAUGACUAGAGACAGUUCGUUCGAUGCAUUUCGCACGACCUUCUGCUUCAGGAUUGCCACCCGCCGCUGCGUACGGAGGACAUGCACACGUGUUGGCUCGGCUCGCCGACGACAGAUAUACGUACAGGCUAAUUAUCAGCAGCAAGCUUCAGAUAAUGCACGCGCGCGUGGCCAGAGAUUCCCAUUGUCGAGUGCUCAAAGUUCCUCGCCAAGGCCUAGACCCUGGCCCAGCAUGCAUGCUGCCAUGCAGGCAAGGUCGCAUCAACGCAGGGUAGAAAGCAUUUCGCCUCCCAUUUUGCUGCGCACACUUUCUCUUCAUGGACUAUCAUCGCUCGUGCAAUUGGCACGCUGUUGCCGAAGCGUGCCGCACUUUCUGCAAUGCGUGCCGCCACAGAGUGAUAAAAGUGUCACCGUCGAGCGUCGACUGGAUUCGUCCGGUUCUCUGAGGCAGCCGACUCCACCUGCCAAGCGGCACGGGAGUGAUGUUGAACGUCUUGGUCUUUGGGCGUCUUCCCCUUUGCUGCUUCCCCUCACUUCGCCCUUGCAUUUUGGAACGCGGCAUCUGCCUCAGGUACUGGAGUCAUCGGCAGGUGAAGGUUGUAGGUCAUGUGAUUCGCGACUUUCCCAUCUGCCAUAACAGUGACAGCACAGGCUUCGCCCGUGCCUGAAGAAAUGGCAGUGUAGUCUGAGCUGAGCAUUGAGAGUUGGGAGCUUU